Molecule: messenger RNA, 6155 nt
Organism: Acanthochromis polyacanthus (spiny chromis)
Lineage: Eukaryota; Metazoa; Chordata; Actinopteri; Pomacentridae
Product: protein NLRC3-like
Exons: 11
Coding region: 198-3152 (984 amino acids)
Molecular function (GO): protein binding
Source: RefSeq, a predicted model, not a curated record
GGUUUGUGCUUUGAGCCAUUUGGUUCCUGCAGAGCCGACGAAGGACGACGAUGGAGCUCAGGAGAGGAGCAGAAAGCUGUUUGUCUGCAACGAGUUGAGCAACUAGACCUUUGAUUUGUGUUUGUCAUCAACAAGCUGCCGUUUGUCUGCUGCUGUGGACGUCCACAAUCAGCUGGUGGCUGCAGGUUUUCACCAUCAUGGAAAGCAUCGAUCAGAACCCAGGACCAGGAUCUGAACCUGGACCUGCACCCAGCUGUGUGUCUUUAAAGAGUGACCAGUCAAAGGAUUUUUUUUUGGGAUUUAAAGAACAACCUUCUGCUGCAAAGAGAGUGGACCAGCAGAACUCGGAGGUUCCCAGAGCUCCGUCUGUACAGCAGCAUGACCUAGACUCCAUAUUCAUGCUGCUGGAAGACAACAUGGUGACUUUUUUGAAGAAGGAGCUGAAGAAGAUGCAGAAGGUUGUGAGUCCAGAUAACCCAGAAUGCUCAGAGAGUCAGAGGGAGGAUGAGGAGGAGCUGGAAGGUGAUGAUGAAGAUCAGAGGAGCAGCAGAGAGAUGCUUCAGCAGAUCACAGUGUUGUUCCUGAGGAGAAUGAAGCAGGAGAAGCUGGCUGACUGUCUGCAGAGCAAACUUGCUGCUGCAGUUUGUAGACGUAAACAUAAAUGUGGUCUGAAGAAUAAAUUCCAGAGAGUGUCUGAGGGCAUCGCUAAAGCAGGAAAGCCAACCCUCCUGAAUGAGAUCUACACAGAGCUGUACAUCACAGAGGGAGGGACUGCAGAGGUCAAUGAUGAACAUGAGGUCAGACAGAUUGAAGCAGCAUCCAGGAAAGCAGACAGAGCAGAAAGAAGAAUCAGAGCAGAAGACAUCUUUAAAGGCUUACUUGAAAGAGAUGAACCAAUCAGAACAGUGAUGACACUGGGAGUGGCUGGCAUCGGGAAAACGGUGUUAACACAGAAGUUGACUCUGGACUGGGCUGAAGACAAAAGCAACCAGGACAUCCACUUCAUGUUUCCAUUUACUUUCAGAGAGCUGAAUGUGCUGAAAGAGAGAAAGUUUAGCUUGGUGGAACUUGUUCAUCACUUCUUCAGUGAAACCAAAGCAGCAGGAAUCUGCAGGUUUGAAGACUUCCAGGUUGUGUUGAUCUUUGACGGUCUGGAUGAGUGUCGCCUUCCUCUGGACUUCCACAACAAUGAGGUCCUGACUGAUGUUACAGAGCCCACCUCAGUGGAUGUGCUGCUGACAAACCUGAUCAGGGGGAAUCUGCUUCCCUCUGCUCGCCUCUGGAUAACCACACGACCUGCAGCAGCCAAUCAGAUCCCUCCUGACUGUGUGGACAUGGUGACGGAGGUCAGAGGGUUCACCGACCCACAGAAGGAGGAGUACUUCAGGAAGAGAUCCAGAGAUGAGGAGCAGGCCAUUAGCAUCAUCUCCCACAUCAAGGAAUCACGAAGCCUCCACAUCAUGUGCCACAUCCCAGUGUUCUGCUGGAUCACUGCUACAGUUCUGGAGGAGCUGCUGAGAACCAGAGAGGGAGGAGAGCUGCCCAGAACCCUGACUGAGAUGUUCAUCCACCACCUGGUGGUUCAGAUCAAAGUCAAGAAGAUCAAGUAUGAUAGAGGAGCUGAGACAGAUCUAGACAGCAGGAAGAUGAUUGAGUCUCUGGGAAAACUGGCUUUUGAGCAGCUGCAGAAAGGAAACCUGAUCUUCUAUGAGUCCGACCUGACAGAGUGUGGCAUCGAUGUGAGAGCAGCCUCAGUGUACUCAGGAGUGUUCACACAGAUCUUUAAAGAGGAGAGAGGGCUGUACCAGGACAAGGUGUUCUGCUUCAUCCAUCUGAGCGUUCAGGAGUUUCUGGCUGCAGUCUACAUGUUCCACUGUUACACCAACAGGAAGGAGAAGGUUCUGGAGGGCUUCCUGGGAAACAACUGGAAAGACGAGAACAGAGACACUCUGGAUGUGUACCUGAAGAGAGUGAUGGAGAAAGCCCUCAGCAGUACAAAUGGUCACCUGGACCUGUUUGUUCGUUUCCUUCAUGGCCUCUGUCUGGAGUCCAACCAGAGACUCUUAGGAGGCCUGCUGGGUCAGACAGAGAACCAUCCAGAAAUGAUCCAAAGAGUCAUCGACAACCUAAAGGAGAUGAGGAGUCAUAAAAUGUCUCCAGACAGAAGCAUCAACAUCUUCCACUGUCUGAUGGAGAUGAAGGAUCUCUCAGUAAAUCAGGAGAUCCAAGAGUUCCUGCAGUCAGAGGACAGAUCAAAGAAGAAACUCUCUGAGAUCCACUGCUCAGCUCUGGCCUACAUGCUGCAGAUGUCGGAGGAGGUUCUGGAUGAGCUGAAUCUGGACAAGUACAGAACAUCGAAUGAGGGAAAACUGAGACUGAUUCCAGCUGUGAGGAACUGCAAAAAGGCUGGACUUUCGAACUGUAAACUCUCAGAGAGUCACUGUGAAGUCGUGGCCUCAGCCCUGAAGUGUAAGCCCUCCCAUCUGAUAGAGCUGGACCUGAGCUGGAACAACCUGCAGGAUUCAGGAGUGAAGCAGCUUUCUGCUGGACUGCGGAGUCCAAACUGUAAACUGGAGACUCUCAGAUUAAUGAGCUGCAGUUUGUCAGAGAUCAGCUGUGAUUCUCUGGUCUCAGCUCUGAAGUCCAACCCCUCCCAUCUGAAACAUCUGGACCUGAGCUACAACAAGCUGAAGGAUUCAGGAGUGAAACAUCUGAGUGGUUUUCUGGAGAGUCCAGACUGCAUCCUGAAGACUCUGAGAUUGUGGGACUGCAGUGUGUCAGAGAUCAGCUGUGAUUCUCUGGUCUCAGCUCUGAAGUCCAACCCCUCCCAUCUGAAACAUCUGGACCUGAGCUUCAACAAGCUGAAGGAUUCAGGAGUGAAACAUCUGUGUGGUUUUCUGGGGAGUCCAGCCUGUAGCCUGAAGACUCUGAGAUUGAGGGGCUGCCGUUUGUCAGAGAUCAGCUGUGAUUCUCUGGUCUCAGCUCUGAAGUCCAAUCCCUCCCAUCUGGAACAUCUGGACCUGUUCUUCAACAACCUGCAGGAUUCAUCAGUGGAAUAUCUGUUAGAUCUUGUGAAGAGUCCAGACUGCAGCCUGAAGACUCUUGAGCUGGAAGUGAUGCUGAUCAGGACGAUGUUUGUGCUGACAGAAUGAAGUGUGUCCUGAUGAUCCAGAGAUUGAAGCAGCAACAGCAGCUGGUGUGUAGAGGCUCAGACUGGACCAUGUUACUGGGAGGUGGACUGUGAAACAGUAUGAAGUGUGUUGUUCCUGUAUAGUUUAGUGUUGCAGCCCCACACUGGGAAUGACGGAGAAGUGCAGCUAAUGUUGACUCGAUCCAUUGGGAGUUGAUGUGAGGUUGCAGAAUGUGCUGGAAGUUUCAAGAUGUUUUCCACUCUGACUGAUAUCUGCCCACUUGGAACCUCAAUUCCAGGUUGUCAGCCCUUGGUCUGUUUGUGGGAAUGUUCCAGUGUUACCUUUUUUGUUUUGUCCUCACAUUUGCAUGACGUCAUGGUUGGUAAUGAUUCAGUCUGACCUUUAUUAACACAUAAUCAUGAAACGCAUCCUGACUGAGCUUGUAAAUAACGCUAAGGGCCUUUUGGUGUUUAAUUAGGACUUUUCCGGCACAUUAGUUGUUUGACGAUCACAGGGCUGCCAACUUGUGACCAGACCUUAGAGUGAGAUUUGGUUUGUGUGGGAUGCCAACAAGGGGCCCUCCCCCAGAAAAUUUUGAAAAUUAUUGAUCCUAUUUCCUGCAUUCUGGUGUAAUUUAAGAGCAUUUUAGCUGUUAAAAUCUUAUUAUAGAGAUAACAUUAAGGGAUAGUAAAAAAAAAAACAUUGAGCUUAAAAAAAAAUCUGAAAAGAAAACAGAGCAAGGGCAGGCAGUAUUGAAAAUGGUUCUUCAUGUCAAAUAUGGAUGAAAGUUCUGUGGCUGGAUGUGCACAACACAUUUCAGUAUUUUCCAUAAAUAUAUGCAUAAUUGAAAUAACUCCAGCAGCCACUUUGUGACAUUUGUCUUGGAGGAUUUUGAUGCACACACUCAACAGCUUCAAGCUGACCACAUCAGCCAAUGAAACAAUAAAAAGUGCUUAAGCAAAAACAAAAUAUAACUUCAUAACUUAAAUUAUCCAUUCACUGAACAGAAUUACAGUCAGACAUUAAGAAAGUUCAAAUACAAUUGAAUUCAGCUUCAGUGUUGCUGUAAUUCAGCCACUAGAGGGCGUCACACUCUUCACAAUGAGUCACCAGCUUGUCACAGACGAGGUCACAUCAUCACACAGGAACCAAGUCCUGUAUGAAGGUAGAUUUGUUUCUUUAUUCUUCAAUCGAAAAAAAAGUUGCUCCAAUCGCAAAACAUGUUUUCAAUCAGAAAAAACUUCACUUCAAUCAAAAAAAACAUUUUCAAUCAAAGAAAAAACUUGUUCAAACGCAAAAAAAAUUUGAGAUCCAAAAAAUUGCAUAUAAACACGUUUUGUCUUUGAUAGAAUUUUUUUUUUGUUGAAAAUUCAUUUUUUGAUUGAAGUCAUAUUUUUGGAUUUGAGCCAUAUUAUGGGUAGGACAUUUGUUUCUUUAUUACUCAAUGAAAACAAAAGCAGCCCCAACCUCAAAAAAUGUUUUCAAUAAAAAAAAGGUCACUUCAAUAAUAAUAAUAAAAAAAUUCAAUCAAAGAAAAAACGUUUUCCCAAUAGAAAAAAAUAUUUGAGACUAAAAAACAAAUGCAUUCGAACACGUUUUUUCUUUGAUUGAAAUUUUUUCAUUAUUGAAUUCAGUUUUUAUUUGACUGAAAAUAUAUUUUCUGAUUGAAGUCAUAUUUUUGGAUUUGAGACAUAAAAUGAGUAGGACGUUUGUUUCUUUAUUACUCAAUCACAAAAGAUAUAGCUUCAAUCAAGAAAAAUAUUUUCAAUCAAAGCAAAAAAAAAGUGUUCGGAGUGUUUCGACUUUGUUUUGGCAUUCAAACACCUUUUUUUCCGAUCGAAGUGAAAAAAGUUUUGAAGCCUGUUUUUGCGAUUGAAUCAUUUUGACACAAACAUCCCACAGUGGGCGGAUGCUUCUCCAUUGGUCGGGCAUGUUUGAGUGACAGGUGUCCACACCAAUGACGAAUCUCUCUCCAGAAGAAGCUACUUGUGUGCGGGGAAGUCAGUCUUUUCUAUAGUCGUAUGUUUGUGCAGCUGAUUGAAAAUGUUUUUUUUGAUUGAAGUGAAGUUUUUUCUGAUUGAAAACAUGUUGUGCGAUUGGAGCAACUUUUUUUCGAUUGAAGAAUAAAGAAACAAAUCUACCUUCAUAGUCCUGAUGCUUCAUGUCUCACAUAGUAAAAAAAAAACAAAAACAGUUUAUUGUAUUUAAGAGCAGUAAAUAAAGCUUUUCUGUUUCUAACUUUUAAACUUAUUCUGUGGAAGUCUGAAAUGAGAACAAACUGACAGCUGACAUUCACCCAGAACUUUUCAUUUGAUCGGUUUAUGUUUUGCUCUGAUAUGUAGGCUUAUUGUACCCACUACUAUGUUUAUAAUAUGUUUACAUCUAUAACUGUAUUAUUAAAUUACUGAAAUGAAAUUUGCCACUGCACUUUCAGCUGUCAUGUUGCACUGCUUUGCAUAAACCUCUUCUGACUUAUCAGUUACUAUUUCUGUAAUACACUAUUUUCUGCAUGUACACCAUGUCAUCACUGUAUGUUUACAUUCUGUCUUCUAGUUAAUCUCCUUUUUGUCUAAGUAUGUUAUUCACUCAGCAUCUGUGCUUCUUACAGUUGUCAAUAUGAUUGCUAUACCGGUAUAUAUAUAUAUAUAUAUAUAUAUAUAUAUAUAUAUAUAUAUAUAUAUAAAUACAUUUGAAUGAUAUAGUUUGUCUCUUUAAGAAAUACAGACAGAUUAAUACUCGCGUCAUAACCAGGAUACUACACUAUAGUGAUGCUCUUUGUUCUAGUCUGCCAAAGAACACAGGAAGUCCCAGAUUUUCUGCAAACACAUUCAAUUUGUUCUGUUUUCAUUUUUCUUUCAGUCGUCCCUUCUUGUAAAAUUCUGUCACACUGUGUUCAUCAAGUGGAAUACGAAUAAAAUGACAAGAAAGAGCGACUAUCAAUCACUUUUGUAAUCACACAAUUUUUCACAAGCUUUUGGCUGCAAAGUUCUUGUUUAAUGAAAACAAUAAAAAGAACAAAAUUCA